CAGUCGAACUCAGAAUGAUUGAUGAGUAUUUUUGAAAAAAGCAGCGCGAUCGUUGUUGUGUUUUCUGAAGUUGUUACUGUCGAGAUGAUUUCAUCGUUUCACGCACAAUCCAGUUUCAAUGAAAGAAAAACAACCGGUUCCCGGGCUGAAGUCUCAGAUAUGUCGACAAGGAAACUGGCGAAGCAGCUGGGGCUGUUGAGGCAGAGGAGUCAGUCUUCCUCUGGGACGAAGAAAGCUCUGUUAUCAAAUCAGACGUUCUCAUACCUGAUAGUGAUCGACUUUGAGUCCACUUGCUGGAGAGAGAAAAGCAGCUACAGUCCGGAAGUUAUUGAGUUUCCUGCUGUUCUGCUGAACACUUCCUCGGGGGACGUGGAGUCUGAGUUUCACACGUAUGUUCAACCCCAGGAGCACCCGACCCUGUCCGAGUUCUGCACUGAGCUGACCGGGAUCACACAGAUACAAGUUGAAGCAGGGAUUCCACUGCGGAUCUGUCUUUCUCGGUUCUGCCGCUGGCUGCAAACCCUGCAGCUCGAGAAGGGUGUGGUGUUUCCCAACAAACAACAGAAUGUUUCUCCUCCUCCACCUUCUCCAAAACUGUGUACUUUCCUCACGUGGUCAGACUGGGAUCUGGGAGUUUGUUUGCAGUACGAGUGCAAACGAAAGCAGCUGCAUAAACCUGAUGUGCUCAACAGCUGGAUCGAUCUGAGAAGCACAUACAGACUCUUUUACGACAGGAAACCCAAAGGCCUGAAUGGGGCACUUCAAGAUCUCGGAAUACAGUUUGCAGGAAGAGAACAUUCAGGUUUGGAUGAUUCACGAAAUACAGCUCAGCUGGCAGCGAGGAUGAUGAGGGAUGGGUGUGUGAUGAAGAUCACUAGAAGCCUUGAGAGGACGCCGUCAACGGUCAAACCUGUGUUUGGAAAAGUAACAACAGACAAGAAGAAAGAAAAACCCAACACAAAUAACAUGGAAAACACACUUACCACAAACAAAUCCUCAUCGUCUAAGAUUCCUCUGAUAUCAUCUCAAAUAAAAACGUGUUCAGAGAAGAAUACGGUGAAAUCAGACACGAUGGAAAAUGCAAGUUCAGUUCAAGAAUCUGUCCAAAGCCUGAUCUCACCCAAGACCCUUCUGAAUGGUACAAACACACCACUGUGGGGAUGCGGCAGGAGGUCGGUCACCUCGGGCGCUGUAGCUGAUCGUUCUUCUUCAGUCACGAUAAACAUGUCCUCGCCGCACAGUAACGGCAACAACACCCUUCUCCUGUGCUCUACUACUCUGGGCUGCCUGUCUGACCUACCUCACACAGACCUUCUUUUAAAAAGCGGAGGAGCUGUGGCCCCUGUGGAGGACGAGGAAGGUGGAGAGCUCUCAGUGGAAACGGAGGAGAGGUGGGGUUCAUAUGACGAUGUGGUGUUUGAGGGGGAUGAUGAAACUGAUGGAGAACGUGUCUCCGAUUUUGAUAGUGGAUGUUAUGAGUGGGAAGAAUCUGAGAAUACAUCAGAUUUAACAGAGGGUCAGGUCACGUCAAGGGACAAUACAAGUGCUGAAAACUCCUCGAGAACAACUCACUCAUCCACAACGUUUGUUUCUGCAAAGAACACGAGAGUGGAUCAGUUAAACAUGACGAGGCAGCACUCAGUGAUCUCAGGGCCAGAUACAUGUUUUGCUGUGCCGGAGACGGUUAGUUGGUUUUCCAAAAACAAAUUGGCUCAACUCAACUCUGUACUGUUCCAAAAGAGUUCGGACAAAGUCCCAAACAAAACAAACACACCGUCUUUACUCAGGCACAAAGCUCUCAUCCCAGGAAAGACCUCCACACCUAACGCCUCAUUUGUCAAACCGAAACAAGUCAUCAUGCAAAACAGAAAUCACAAAACACCCAGGACCUCUUUCACCAUCUUCACUGACUUGGUGCAACAGGCUGCAGCAUCACAUCCUUCCUCCUGUAGCUCACUGUUCACCCCCAAAAACGUCCUCGGCUCUUUAUCAGCCAACACAAGCUCAUCAUCUACCAACCGCUCCUCCAUGUCCCUGACACUUAAAAAAGGACAGCAGAUCACAUCUCCACUGUGUGGGUGUGGCCGCCGCGCCAAGCGGCAGCUCGUGUCCAACGGGGGUCCAAACCACGGCCGAGGGUUUUACUGCUGUCCGGUCCGCCGCUCGGGCAGCGGGGGCCGGGUCCAGAAGGGAUGUGAGUUCUUCAAAUGGGAGUCGUCUCUGAUGAACAGGAGUUCAGUGGCCUCUCCUGCUGCCAGGGCCUCCAUUUCAAUCUGCUCCACUCUGAACCGUCAACCACAGCAGAGCACAACCAUAAGAAAAAGCUAUUAAUGUGUUGGAGAAACAGCCGCACCUGCUCCAUCAUACCAGUAAUACUGGCACAUUUUAUAUAUAAUAUAUAACUAUCCAUUCGCACAGAGAUGGUACCUGAAUAACUAGUUUCUGUGUCACCUCUUUAACUUCCUCACAAAACCUCUUACAGAUACAGUAGCAUUGGAGAUAAUGGACAUAAUAUAUAUUACACUAAAGCCUCAGAUGAAGAUUUUUUUAGGGCCGUUGCCAUCGCUGCUAUUAUGGAGUAAAAAAGUUCUGAUGCCGAUGUAUUGAUCUAUUAUAUAUUAAUUGAUGAUUAAUUAAAUCAUGAAAAUGAUUCCUAAGAUGUACCUAGAGCUUGAAUUAAGAAAAUGUACUUUUUAUACGCACAUGAAUGCACAUCCUUUAUGCAAAGUUUAUUCUGUAAAAAUGUUCAAUGAAAAACAGUACAGGAGUCCUAUCAAUGCCUUUUUCUAAUUUAUUGCUUUAAAUGCUAACGUAAGUGAUUCCUAUUUUGAGUAUUGAUCAUCAUGUCACAAAUAUCAAUGCAAAAUAAACAAAUUGGUUGUUUUUAUGUUCUGAGUUGUAAAUUGAGUUGGUUUAAUUGUUUUGCUUUCAUACUUUUUAAUACAUGCAUUUGUAUUUUGUAUCUAUCAUGUAUGAAUGGACAAUAAAUUGUGUUAAUGUAAUUUCACAUGAAGAUGAAGUUAAAUGUUUGAUAGUGUUUAUGCCUGAUGAAAUAAAUAAAAACAAUACCUUUUCA
Molecule: messenger RNA, 3076 nt
Organism: Pleuronectes platessa (European plaice)
Lineage: Eukaryota; Metazoa; Chordata; Actinopteri; Pleuronectiformes; Pleuronectidae
Gene: eri2
Product: ERI1 exoribonuclease family member 2
Exons: 9
Coding region: 22-2331 (769 amino acids)
Biological process (GO): exonucleolytic trimming to generate mature 3'-end of 5.8S rRNA from tricistronic rRNA transcript (SSU-rRNA, 5.8S rRNA, LSU-rRNA)
Molecular function (GO): nucleic acid binding; 3'-5'-RNA exonuclease activity; zinc ion binding
Source: RefSeq, a predicted model, not a curated record